Messenger RNA from Rhizopus microsporus ATCC 52813, 1140 nucleotides. RefSeq lists its product as uncharacterized. The coding region runs from base 1 to 1140 and encodes 379 amino acids. Lineage: Eukaryota; Fungi; Mucoromycota; Mucoromycetes; Mucorales; Rhizopodaceae. The record is from RefSeq and is a predicted model, not a curated record. The transcript has 2 exons.
AUGUUCGCUGAUUUUUAUGAUGUUGUACCUGCCGCGAUAACUGACGAAGAUGGUGACGAAAUAGAUGUAAUUAUGUCACCAAGUCAUAUUGAACAGUUUCAAACGAUGCUUGCAAAACCUACACAACUGACUCUAAGGCGUCCAGUUCAAGAUUUAUCUCCUAAAAAUAUUUUUAGAACUUGCGAUACUGAUAUGAUUGAAAUACUGAACCAAGACUGGGAGAUCAAGCCAAGGCAGCGUUUUAUUGUGGCAAGAGUGCUAAUUGGAUCUGUAAUAAUUGAUACUGAAAAUCAUCAUGGUCUUCUUAUUUUAGCCUUGGAAGUUUAUGGUCGUGAUCCUAAUAUUGAUAGCCACGCCGAACAACGAAGCUCUACUGGUUCCACUCGCCAAUCAACAUCUGUGCCGUCUUUGGGUCACAAUGAUUUUGAAAUAUGUACUAUGCACCAAACAGAAGGAAAAAAUAUUUCCAUGAAGCUUAUACUUGGUACCCACCCCUUUAACGCCCUUGUAACUGCUAGUGCACGUAUUGACAACUUGGUUGAUCAGCCAGAAUGCGGACCUAACACUGUAAAUUUCGUUGUGCCUCCUCAUUCUCAUUUAAAAUACAAACUAUACCUCGACUCACAAUCAUGGUCUGACUCUUUAACGCUUGGUGAAAAAACGAAUUUGGAUUCAAUUUAUACUCACUCACGCCUUAUGAAACUUCGACAGCUUAAAACACGAUUUCAUGAAAUUGAUACUUACUCUUCUAAACGUUCUACAUUAUUCCAUGGAUAUUUACAGCAACCUAUGACAGUAUUCACGUAUGGUAAAGGUACUACAUCUAUUAAUUCUGGGGCCUUAUCUUCUAGGUUGCUUGCUACUUUAGCUACCUCAGUCGUGAGGGAUGGUGAAAGUGCUCGUUUAGCGAAAAACAGUGUUGAAAAACUAUUGCCCGAAUUUACCAAAGAAACAAAGGCUAAACUUGUGUUUCUACGGAUUCUUCAACUUUUUGACGACAAUGAUAAUAUUUCUAUUAUUGGAAAUAGAGACCUGAAUUCUCUUGCUGAGGAAUUAGCUACCUUAUUAGCACCGUAUAUAUCAACCGCAAACAAAAAAAGUGUUAUUCCUUCCAUCGCUGACCAUUUAAAAUUGUAUUGA